Lycium barbarum (goji berry) is the source of this 1291-nucleotide messenger RNA. RefSeq lists its product as uncharacterized. Lineage: Eukaryota; Viridiplantae; Streptophyta; Magnoliopsida; Solanales; Solanaceae. The record is from RefSeq and is a predicted model, not a curated record. The transcript has 4 exons. Bases 130 to 810 code for a protein of 226 amino acids.
CUAUACGUGUACUUACUUAAAUCUUCUUCAAUUUCAUUGUUUACACAUCCGCCAUUCAUACAAUUUCAUUGAUUACAAGUCGCCAUUGUUAGGGUUUUUGGAAGAAACUUCAUUUAUAGAUUUUAAUGGAUGGAGGAAAAACUCCAAUCAGGGUUACUCGAGGGUGUUGCAACCAUGUCAUCUGGUGAGAUGCCAGAUAUUGGAGUGACCUAUGGCAAUGAGAGCGGGGAUACACUAAAGGCUUCAACUGAAGAGAUUCAGGAUGGAGGUGAUAUCUCCGCAGAACAUAGGCAAUCAGAGAAGGUCGGAGUUCAGCACCCUGCUGAUACAACUAUCAAUGUGCCCGAUGUUGUAUAUGGGGCUACAACUGGCAUACAAAAGGAUGAAUAUGUCAACUCCAUAGAGGGAAUGGUAGCAAAGGUUCUAUCAGAGAUACCUCUCGCAGUAGUGUUUCCACAAGAUGUUGUUGAAAAAGAAGUGGGGGACCGCGUCGGUUAUUCAAAUAUAAAGACGCCACCCAAACCCAACGAGAAUGUGCAACCUUUAUCUGAGUUUUUAUUGCCUGACGAGAUGCUACCAAGCCAAAUUGGUGAAACAAGAAUCAUCGUGCAUCCAUCUGUUGCUCGAGCUAGGAAACCUAGUAAACACCAAAUAUCUCCCUUCAUGACCAAUUACUGCCCAACAGGUACUUCUAGUGUAUCACCUGGGCCGUGUAUGUUUAAAAAGAAGCAUCCCUUUGUAGAAGAUCCCAUCAAUAUGCCGCGUGAUACAUUCCAUUAUGUUUUUUAUGCUAGUAUCUACUUGCAAUAGAUUCGCAAUUGUUGCAACCAAAUCAUCAUAUGAGCAAUAAUCUUUGAACACAAUUGCAUCUAGUUUGAAAUUCACAAAACAAUUCUAGUCGUUCCAAAUCCUGAGUGUCGGAUCAAAGCUGUUAUGCUAGCCAUUUUUCGUUUCGAAAUACAGAAAAAAGAUUUGAUAACACCCGCAGUCGAUUUUUCAAAUAGAGUAUUUAUAUUCGAAAACUAAUACCAAAUAAAUCACUCCAAAAUUCAAACAUACCUAAUCGAAAAUCGAAAUUCACAGCUGAUAUUCACUAAUACGCUCUAUAUAAACUCGUUCUGGAAUUAUCGAGUGAAUUUGUAUCAGCUUUUGAAAGUUCGAAUCCGAUAAUUGACAUAAUUCACAGCUGAUAUUCACUAUCCUCUGUUUUCACUUUUUUGUUUUUUGAAUCUUGAAUUCAAAAAUGUUCGAAUGGAAUAAUAAGGAGAGAGAGAGUCAUGCUCAAUUAUGG